AUGGCUACAGGACGCGGUCAGUUCUUUGAGAGUCUAAGGCAAGGUUUGGAGAAAACUCAACUCGCCAAUGUUGCUGCGUUUGUCAAACAUCACAAAACAAUGUCUGCAACACCUUCUAAGCGUCGGAGAAGGAAAUGUAAGUCGUCGGAACCUGCAGGGUCGAAGUCCCUGGGAGGUUGUAGAGCGCUCUCUACUACUGAACAACGGGCUAAGAAUUACAUCGAAAGAUUGCCGCCUGAGAUAAUCCUGAGGAUCCUCUCUUACCUGGAUGCCGCCUCUCUUUUCUGCAUUGGUUACGUUAACAAGCAGUUUAAUGAGCUGGCUAACAGCAAUGACAUGUGGUAUAAGCUGUACUCUCGUGAAUAUGCUAAAAAUAAAUGGCGACCCAAACGAAUAGAGAAAGUGACAGAUGGAAUGCGUGCCGUCACAGUUCAGGAGAGGCCUAAGGGAUACUGGAGAAGGCUGUUCUUCAGAGAAAUGGCUGGCUACAAUGAGAACAAAUGGAAGAAGGAGCUAAAAGCCAUCAACCCCUACACGGGCCUGCCAAGGCAAACGGAGCAAGUUCUGAGGAGUUUGGGCGUAACGUGGGAGAUCACACUGACUGAUAAAAAGGGACGGGAGAGCACCUUUGAGCAGUCUCACGUCUACUUCUCUGACUCCUCCGUCACUCUGUGCUGGAGCAGUGGCGACUGGCCCUUUAUCGACCGCAUCUCCACGCUACAGCUCCACGGGGUGAUGCGUGUGAGGCUGGACUGUCCCACUGCUAACAAACCGGGUUGGAGAUCACUGAUUAGUAAGGUUGAGUUUGGUAAAGACACAUGGAAAGCCUAUGGUUCAGACAAGAUUGUGAAGCUACGUCACAUUGAUCCAGGCAUUGCUAUUGGAGUCUGGCGGGGCCAGUGGAAAAUUGCCUUCAUCAUGGUGAAUUUGCAUUUUCACAAACUUGUGGAAAGAAGCGUUCUUGGGUCAUCUGUUUGUUCAUACGGACUGGACGAAGACAGACCUCCGUUUGACGAUGUGGACCCAGAGUACGGUCUCCAUGGAUACAGUGCACACAUUGUGUUUCACAAUACUGUGAAGCACAUCAUGUCUGGGCAUUUUUCCCAGCUCUUCUGCAGGAGAGACCAGAUCCGUGGUGGAUUCAUAGAGUUGAGGGCAAUCUGCAUGCGAAACAUGUCACAGCACACGCCUCUGUCUGGCAAGAUUAACUUGCCCUGGAGGACCGAGGCCUUGCAGGGGACUAUUGAGAACUGUUGUAUGAUGAGCCUCACUGUGCUGGAUGAAGUUCAGAACCCCUUCUGGUGUGUCAGCUCUCCUGUCCAAAUGGUCUUAUCAGAUAGUGAGAUGUCUUACGAUUAUGACGGACCAAGCUACUUCAUCAGCUUUCAGGAGUCCAGAGGAAAGGUCAGACUCAAGCUUGUGUGGUUGGAGGAGCAGAACCAGUUCUUCCUCAUCAAGCUUUCCAUUUUCCUCCCAGUUGCAAGGGUCAACAGGCAUUUUGGAAGAGAUUACAGAGACUGGAUUGAAUUUAGUGAUUUGAGUUGA
This is a messenger RNA of Chanos chanos (milkfish), 1545 nucleotides long. RefSeq names its product F-box protein 15 (gene fbxo15). Gene Ontology annotation, cellular component: SCF ubiquitin ligase complex. Lineage: Eukaryota; Metazoa; Chordata; Actinopteri; Gonorynchiformes; Chanidae. The transcript is spliced from 10 exons. Bases 1 to 1545 code for a protein of 514 amino acids. The record is from RefSeq and is a predicted model, not a curated record. Gene Ontology annotation, molecular function: protein binding.